CCACAAUGUAAAUAGUGUAUAAAUACACAAAGAAAAACUUCGUCUCAUUUGUUCACACUGAAACUACAAAGAUUCUUUUUCUCUCUCUCCUCCUCAGCAACGUUCUUCACGUCUUUAUUUUCGUAACAGAGAAGGGAAGAGUUAUCGUUUUCUUGUUAAUUACCAAAUGGGUCAUGCUAAUAUCGCGAAGCUCGCGAGUCUACUCGUAAAGCUACACAGAGCUCCAUCAGGUUGGCUCUGUCUCCAUCCCCGACCGAACCGAUCCAUCAGCGACCGCGGCGAAGGCGGAAAAAUCAAGCUCGUAAGAUCCGACGGUUCUUUAGAAGUCUACGACCGUCCAGUAACGGUCUCAGAGCUCACAAGAGACUUCCCAAAGCACAAAAUCUGCAGAUCAGACUCGCUAUACAUCGGACAGAGGACACCUGUUCUGUCUGAAACAGACACGCUUAAACUCGGUCUCAACUAUUUUCUCCUUCCGUCUGAUUUCUUCAUGAACAGUCUCUCGUUCUUAACAAUCGCCGCCUUGAAAUCUUCUCAAAAUGGAGUUGGGUUGGUCAGAAAAUCGGCCGGGACUCAGCAGCAGCAGCCGUUUCUUAUACAAAAGGGAGGAACAGGAGAGAAGCUGAGGAUUCGUGUGUCGGAAGAGUUCAUGUCGGAGUUAAUGAUGGAAGGGAGAAAAAACAGAGAACAAGAAAAGGAAGAUGAAGGAGAAGGGAGAGUUUGUACGACGGUGAAGCUGAAGAAAGAUUAUGUUCAGUUGGUUAGUCUGAGAAAAUGGAAGCCAAAGCUAGAGACGAUAACAGAGGCGAAGGCGACGGUGGAGAAGAAGAAGAAGAGGAGGAAGUUUCCUGUUAUGACGAAGAGAUCAUGCAAAGAUUCUUCUCAAACUGAUAAUUCAUGUGCGAAGCGUAAGCUUAACUACAAAUUCAAGUCCAAAACCAAGAAAGCUAUUCUUAGGAAAUUAGCUUAAUUUUGUUUUUUAAUUAGAAAAAUUAGCAGAUUAUGUGUUGAUACAUAGAAAAAAAAUUGUUUGAAAUUAUGUAAAGAAUUUGAGAAAAAAAAAGAUUAACCAAAGGAG
Molecule: messenger RNA, 1078 nt
Organism: Eruca vesicaria subsp. sativa (arugula)
Lineage: Eukaryota; Viridiplantae; Streptophyta; Magnoliopsida; Brassicales; Brassicaceae
Source: the annotation of a GenBank genome assembly